CUUGCGCUCUGAACAGUUGUCAUGACAACUGUACAGCAUGUGCCUAAAAAAACAAGUGCUUGACCCAUCAACGAGAAGCGGAGGUUCGUCAGUCGACAACUACGACGCCAUCUUAUUGCUUUAAGGUAGAGAGAGACAGAGACAGAUAGACAAGGUUGCCAUCAUAGCUGGGAAUUAUGAGCGGAGCUAAAGCCCGCAUCGACCCGCCUGUUGCUGCUGAGAAUGUCUCGAGCGCCGGGCACAGUUCCGCGGCUCCUGCGCGGGAGCGCAAAACAAAUGGAGGGGUUCUGAAGAGACUCAAGUCUCGGCGAAGCCAGGUUGAUAGUAGGCCCGUCACAGAAGACGAUCUGCGGACACAAGUUGGCCACAUCACCCCUGAAGAGGUCCUAGGAUUGCGGGUUGCUACACGGGGGUACCUGUGUAAACCAGAGGACAACAUCUUCAACAUAGAUUUCAUUCGCUUUAAAAUCAGAGACCUGGAGACAGGGACUGUGUUGUUUGAAAUCGCCAAACCACCUCAUACGGAGGAAGACGAGGAGAAUGGAGAGGGAGACAUGAGUGCCGGACGUUUCGUACGCUACCAGUUCACAGCAGCAUUCCUACAACUGAGGACAGUGGGAGCCACAGUGGAGUUUACAGUUGGCACCCGGCCUCUGAACAGCUUCAGGAUGAUUGAGAGGCACUACUUCAGGGAUCACCUCCUGAAGAGCUUUGACUUUGACUUCGGCUUCUGUAUCCCAAACAGCCGCAAUACCUGCGAACACAUCUACGAGUUCCCUCAGUUGUCCGAGAGCUUGGUUCGUCAGAUGGUGGAACAUCCCUACGAGACGAGAUCGGACAGCUUCUACUUUGUCGACAACAGACUGGUCAUGCACAACAAGGCAGACUACGCUUAUAACGGGGGCAGGCAUUGAGUGUGUUUGUGUGUGUGUGUGUGUGUGUGUGUGUGUGUGUGUGUGUGUGUGCGUGCAUGCAUGCUGUGCCCAAGCCUAUACUCACACAAACAGACUCUCCCCCGAGUGUUGAUUACUGUAAGUUAAAAAGCCGUUAUUGUCAUGGUAUAGCUGUAUAGUAUGGAAAAGUUUAAAAACAGCAGGACAGAGCCGCAUAGAGCCACAUAGACUACUGGCAGUAGUAUGGCAAAACUCUGCCAAUAGUGCUUUCUCUGUACCACCAAAAGGAAGCAGGUUGAACCCCAAUGAUGUGUCUCAACGAACCAAAUGGUUGAUUUUAGUGUGUAGUUGAACAGUUGAUGUACUGUGCCCUCCUUGGCUUUUAGGGGAAAGCAUAUUCCCCACUUUUGUUGAACCAUGAGAAGCACUAGUUUCCCACCAAAUUCAGCUUUUUAGGAGUGAGUCAUACCCGUAAAGGACCCAACAAUGACCACACACACAGGCAGGCAGACAAACAAUCUUUCUCUCUUUCUCUCCCUAUUUCUAUUUCUCUCUAUCGUAACCUGCUGUGCUCAGGCCCACACUCCACUCUGGAAAUAUAAUUAAGAUGAGAAUGGGGAAGACAUCCACACACUCACACACUCACUGUCAAAUACACAUGUUGUGGGGUUGCUUUGCUGCAGGAGGGACUGAUGCACGUCACAAAAUAGAUGGCAUCAUGAGGAAAGAAAAUUAUGUGGAUAUAUUGAAGCAAAAUCUCAAGACAUCAGUCAGGAAGUUAAAGCUUGGUCGCAAAUGGGUCUUCCAAAUGGACAAUGACCCCAAGCGUAUUUCCAAAGU
Messenger RNA from Salmo salar (Atlantic salmon), 1733 nucleotides. Its product is annotated as protein unc-119 homolog B. Gene Ontology annotation, biological process: cilium assembly; nervous system development; lipoprotein transport. Gene Ontology annotation, cellular component: cilium. Gene Ontology annotation, molecular function: lipid binding. The record is from RefSeq and is a predicted model, not a curated record. NCBI's taxonomy places the organism in Eukaryota, Metazoa, Chordata, Actinopteri, Salmoniformes, Salmonidae.